AUGCUGGAAAUUCGCUUCAAAUGUCGAGGCAAUGACGAAGACUUGGACCAGGCUAUAGUACUUCAGAUGGAAGCGCUGGCUUUGCACCCGGUCGGUCACACAGAUCGGUCCAAGUUAUUAAAUAACCUUGCCACUGAACUCUCCUCCCGCUUUAAGCACCGAGGCAAUGACGAAGACUUGGAUCAGGCUAUCGCACUUCAGAGGGAAGCACUGGCUUUGUGCCCUGUCGGUCACACAGAUCGGUACAGGUCAUUAAAUACCCUUUCCACUCAACUCUCCUCCCGCUUUGAGCACCGAGGCAAUGAUGAAGACUUGGAUCAGGCUAUCGCACUUCAGAGGGAAGCGCUGGCUUUGUGCCCGGGCAAUGACGAAGACUUGAAUCAGGCUAUCGCACUUGCCAGGGAAGCGCUGGUGUUGCACCCGGUCGGUCACACAGAUCGGUCCAACUCAUUAAAUAACCUUGCAAAUCAACUCUCCUCCCGCUUUGAGCACCAAGGCAAUGACGAAGACUUGGAUCAGGCUAUCGCACUUCAGAGGGAAGCGCUGGCUUUGCGCCCGGUUGGUCACAGAGAUCGGUCCUCGUCAUUAAAUAACCUUGCGAAUCAACUCUCCUCCUGCUUUGAUCACCGAGGCAAUGACGAAGACUUGGAUCAGGCUAUCGCACUUCAGAGGGAAGCACUGGCUUUGCACCCGUCGCUAAAUAACCUUGCGAAUCGACUCUUCUCCCGCUUUGAGCACCAAGGCAAUGACGAAGACUUGGAUCAGGCUAUCGCACUUCAGAGGGAAGCGCUGGCUUUGCGCCCGGUCGGCAAUGACGAAGACUUGGACCAGGCUAUAGUACUUCACAGGGAAGCGCUGGCUUUGCACCCGGUCGGUCACACAGAUCAGUCCAUGUUAUUAAAUAACCUUGCCAAUGAACUCUCCUCCCGCUUUAGGCACCGAGGCAAUGACGAAGACUUGGAUCAGGCUAUCGCACUUCAGAGGGAAGCACUGGCUUUGUGCCCGGUCGGUCACACAAAUCGGUCCUCGUCAUUAAAGCUAUCGCACUUCAGAGGGAAGCACUGGCUUUGCACCCUGGUCGGUCACACAGAUCGGUCCAUGUCAUUAAAUAACCUUGCGAAUCAACUCUGCUCCCGCUUUUCGCACCAAGGCAAUGACGAAGACUUGGAUCAGGCUAUCGCACUUCACAGGGAAGCGCUGGCUUUGCGCCCGGUCGGUCACACAGAUCGGUCCAUGUCAUUAAAUUACCUUGCGAAUCAACUCUCCUCCCGCUUUGAGCACCGAGGCAAUAGAGAAGACCUCGACGAGUCACGAGAGAAUCUAUGCUGUGCAUUGACUCUGUUGACGCAACAUGAUCCUCGUCAAUUAGUAGUUCAUAACUCGCUAGCUAGAGUCUAUCUAGCAUUCCAUCAUUCGGGGCUUGACGGCACCAGAGCAGGCGAAGAUACUGACAGUCUAAAUUCUGCGAUGCAUCAUCUCAAGGCAACAGCAAAUGUUGUUUCCGGAGGCUCGCUUUCUCGCCUGCGAGCAAGUCUACGCUGGGUUCGCCAUGCUAGUCAACAUUCACAUGCCACUGAGCUGGAGGCUUAUGCAACUUCCGUGCAACUUCUGGACGCUUACAUGUCCACGACGGCUUCAGUCUCGUCUCGUCAUAAUAUCAUGAAGGAAUUCCCAAGUACACUUGCCGUGGAUGCUGCAUCGUGUGCUCUUUGUAGUGGUGAUGUGUGUCGCGCUGUUGAGUUGUUGGAACAAGGCAGGACUAUCAUCUGGACCCAGAUGACACGACUCCGCACACCUCUUGACAGCCUCCAGACAUGCGGCGAUCACGCAGCAGCCCUGGUGAAGAAAUUCAGAGACCUCAGCUCCAUCCUCGAUAAACCUCCUGCGAAUGAUCGAGAAGCAACCCCAAGAGUCGAUGUAGAAGCAGAAGAAGCCCGGUACAGACGUGUAGUGAAGGACUGGAAUCGAGCUGUAGAAGAAAUCCGGAAGAUCAAAGGCUUUUCUCACUUCCUCCUUCCUCCCUUAUUCUCCGAUCUCCAAGAUGCAGCUCGUGACAGGCCUAUUAUCAUGCUCAUCGCAAGCAAGUUGUCUUGCGAUGCCGUUGUUAUCCUGCACAAGCAGUCUCCCACUCAGAUUCCACUCCCUACCAAUCUUGAGAAACUCCAGACAUGGCCAGAUUCCAACGCAGAAUUGUGGGAUGACGUUGUCCGCCUGGUGGUCGAAAAUCUGGGUGGAUUUGCACAACCACGCUCCCGAAUAUGGUGGUGUCCGACGUCUGUCUUCAAUUUUUUGCCAUUGCACGCCGCUGGCCAGUACUGGAAAGAUGGACAGUUCCUUUCACAGUUCUACGUCUCUUCAUAUACACCAUCGCUUACCGCGCUGAUAAAGACUCGCAGACACGACAGGUCUCUCUCAGUGUCCUUUGCUGCCAUCGGUCAGGAUCGCCCAGCCAGUGCUUCACACACUUUGGAAUUCUUUUACCCCCUCCCCCAACCGGCACUGCGCGCGCUGCGAGAGAAUACUUGGCUCCAUUUUUCCUUUCUUAUGCGAGACCAGCCGCUUUCACUCCUUGAUAUCACACAAACAGAUCUGUCUUGGCAUGAAUUCACAUUUCUUUCUGCCUGUGAUACCGCAGUCGGUGACUAUGAUACUCCUGACGAAGUGAUACACCUAGCGGCUGGCCUGCAAUUCGCUGGAGUUAAGAGUGUCAUUGGGACAUUAUGGAAGGUCGACGAUAGUACUGUGCAGCGCUUAGUCGAGGCAUUCUACAAACACUUGUGCGGGAUGGCAAAAUGA
This is a messenger RNA of Suillus subalutaceus, 2796 nucleotides long. Its product is annotated as TPR-like protein. Bases 1 to 2796 code for a protein of 931 amino acids. Lineage: Eukaryota; Fungi; Basidiomycota; Agaricomycetes; Boletales; Suillaceae. Gene Ontology annotation, molecular function: protein binding. The transcript is spliced from 9 exons. The record is from RefSeq and is a predicted model, not a curated record.